AUGAAAGAGAGCGGAGAUGGCGCGGAUGAUGAGGUCAACUUUGCGGAACUUGUCGGCGUUGGAGAACACUCAGAUGAAAGCGAUGAAGAAGGGACCAUGGAAGUGCUGGCCCUUUCCCGACUGCCUGGUCAGGUGGUAAGCGAAUUACGGAACGAUGAGCCUGCACUGGAGAAGAAGCUUGCAGAUAUCGCUAUCUUUGCGUCUGCAAACCGGAGAAAGGAUGAGUCCCGGUUCUGGGAGUCGCUCACAGUUACAAUGCCGUUGGAAGGGACGCUUCCGGAUAGUCUUGCUCUUGAUGAUUUGAAGAGGGAACAACGCUUCGCAGAGCUCGCCACAGCUGCGGUGCAUAUCGGGUUGGACAAUCUGCGGGGACAAAAGAAGAAAUUCCGGCGGCCUACUGAUUACUUUGCACAGAUGGUGAAGACUGAUACGCAGAUGGGCAAGGUGAAGGCGAAGAUUCUACAUCACAAGGAGAGGAUUGAGUCAGCAGAAAAGCGAAGAAACAAUCGCGAUAUUGCCAAGAACAAGAAGAAGUUGCGUUCAUCGCAACUGCAAAAGGAGCAGGAAAAGAAGCGGAAGGCGAAAGAAGAGAUUCAGGCAUUCAGCCGGUUGCGCAAAGAGCGUCUCAAACAGCGAGCAGGUGCUGGUGUGACAGAAGGCGAUGGAGAUGUCGAUGAUGACUUCCCUAUCGAGUUGCUAAAUGUUGAGCAGCUUGACGACAAGAACACAUUCCAAUCACACGCAGAUAUUUCGUCUGGGAAGAAGAAAGCGUGGAGCGGGAAGAAUGACAAAUUUAACAAGCCGAAGCCCACUAACGGCGCUCGGGCGGGACAAGGCAAUGAGGUGCAAAGUGGUAAACUUGGAACAGCAAAUGGAAUACGGAAGCCAAGAGGAGGAAAGAAACGUGUUGGGCGCAGUCGUCGUAAAGCUGCGGCAAAAUAGUUGUAUUGCAGGCCUGUCUCAAGAUAAAUGGGAUAUGUAUGCAAUCGGGAUAGAAGAGGCUAAUCUAUACUGCCAUCAUCGUGCCAUGCCGUACCGAUUCUGUCGUCCGGGUAGCUUAUGACCCCCGUAAAAGGUUUUGAUCAAUAUGCGUCUCUGAGAGCAGAGUUUUUUUCUGCGUGAAAGUUUUCUUUCUUCCAAUGCUACCGUAAUUAGCAUAGAGACUUGAUCAUGCUAAACCCUGUCGUGCUAGGGUUUAGCCCCUGCACUAAAGACUCAUCGUGACUCUAUUGGAAUAAAAGUAAAGCUUCAGG
Chondrus crispus (carragheen) is the source of this 1253-nucleotide messenger RNA. RefSeq lists its product as hypothetical. Bases 1 to 942 code for a protein of 313 amino acids. Lineage: Eukaryota; Rhodophyta; Florideophyceae; Gigartinales; Gigartinaceae. The transcript is spliced from 2 exons. The record is from RefSeq and is a predicted model, not a curated record. Gene Ontology annotation, cellular component: preribosome, large subunit precursor; nucleolus; nuclear periphery. Gene Ontology annotation, biological process: rRNA processing; ribosomal large subunit biogenesis.